Molecule: messenger RNA, 254 nt
Organism: Callorhinus ursinus (northern fur seal)
Lineage: Eukaryota; Metazoa; Chordata; Mammalia; Carnivora; Otariidae
Source: RefSeq, a predicted model, not a curated record
AUGGCUACCGAGGGGGAUGUGGAGCUGGAGUUGGAGACUGAGAACAGCGGCCCAGAGCGGCCUCCCGAGAAGCCACGGAAGCAUGACAGCAGUGCGGCAGACCUGGAGAGAGUCACCAACUACACGGAGGAGAAGGAGAUCCAGAGUUCCAAUCUGGAGACGGCCAUGUCCAUGAUUGGAGACAGAACUGGCCAAAGUCAGCAUUAAGAAGGAAGAUCUGGAGCUGAUAAUGACAGAGAUGGAGAUCUCAAGAG